CGGUAAAAGCAGUUCGUUCAACGUAGAUAAGAGUUGUUUGUUAACGCAGAAAUAAUCUUUAAGCGUAUAGCUCACUCGAGUUAAAUAUUAACAAGUGUCGUAUCGUUCGUCUAUAUUUGCUUUAAUCGAUUGGAAUUUUGAAACGUUUUUGUCAACUGUGGAAAAAAGAAAAUGAAAGUAGCCAUUGUCGGAGGCGGAAUAGUUGGUUUGACAACAGCGUUGCAGUUGCAAAAUGAAUUACGUAACGCUCAAAUUACAGUUUUCGCUACUGAUUUUGAUAAUACUGUCAGUCAUGUUGCUGCCGGACUAUUCAGAAUUGGCUCCUCGUACUCUGGACCGACUGAGAAGAUAACAAAAGAAUGGAUACAAAACUCUUACGAGUAUUAUGAUAACAUUCGAAAAACUAAAGAAGCUCCACUUGCUGGUAUAACAACAAUUUCCGGUUACAUGUUCGCCAAUUCUUCUCCGGAAACGGUUAAGAGUCACUGGAUUGAAGAUUUAGUACCAAUAUACAGGAGAGCUACAGAGGAAGAAUUUAAUUUAGUUGGAGGUGGUUGGAAAUACGGAUCGUUUUUCACAACUCUCCUUACUGAAUGUAAACUCCAUCUUCCAUGGGCUCGGAAACAGCUACAAGAUAAUGGAACCAAACUCAUAGUUAGGAAGCUAAACUCCUUAAAAGAACUUACCUUCAAUUGGAAUUUGAUUUUUAAUUGUACAGGUUUAGGAGCAAGGUCUCUGUGUAACGAUAGACACUUGGUUUCUAUGAGAGGUCAAGUACUCAAAGUAAAAGCACCAUGGAUGAAAACAUUCUUCUACGGGGAAGUAGAUACAUAUAUUAUACCUGGCUUUAACGGUGUCGUUACUCUUGGCGGUUCAAGAAAUUUUGAUUCUGAAAAUAUGAAAGUCUGUCCUUACGAGUCUGCAGCAAUUCGGGAGAGAUGCGAGAACGUUGUUCCAGCUCUUAAGAAAGCAGAACUUUUAAGAGAAGAAGUUGGAUUGAGGCCUCACAGAACGCAGAACGUGAGAGUAGAAGCUGAAUGGAUUACAAAUGAAGAUUCUAAAGCUAUUCUGGUGCACAAUUAUGGACACGGAGGAUAUGGAGUAUGCACUGCUCCUGGUACUACUAAAUAUGCCAUUCAUUUGGCGAAGGAAAUGCAUAAGUCUUCUGUUGCAAAACUUUGAAUUUUUAAUAGUUUCAAUGUAAUAUUAACUGAAAUUAUUAACUUAAUUACAUUUGUUUAUUAUUAACGAAUUUACACAAGCAAAUCGUUAAUACAGACUAAUACUGCGUGGUAUUAUUGACGCUCAUUUUUACGUACAACGUAUGUUUAUAUUUUCAGACUGUAGUUGCGCGUUCAAGCCAAAAAUCUCAAAUAAAGGUAAAAUAAUCCUUUCGUUAUCAAUAAA
Osmia bicornis bicornis is the source of this 1407-nucleotide messenger RNA. It is a transcript of the gene Daao1, whose product is annotated as D-aspartate oxidase. The coding region runs from base 172 to 1182 and encodes 336 amino acids. The record is from RefSeq and is a predicted model, not a curated record. Gene Ontology annotation, molecular function: D-amino-acid oxidase activity; FAD binding. Lineage: Eukaryota; Metazoa; Arthropoda; Insecta; Hymenoptera; Megachilidae. The transcript is spliced from 6 exons.